Chelonoidis abingdonii (Abingdon island giant tortoise) is the source of this 2336-nucleotide messenger RNA. The record is from RefSeq and is a predicted model, not a curated record. NCBI's taxonomy places the organism in Eukaryota, Metazoa, Chordata, Testudines, Testudinidae.
CCGCCCCCCCGCCCAUGAGAUUAGCAGGGGAGCGUGUGACCUCACUGGGUUCCCCUGGGGAUCCCCCCCUCCCUGCCCAGAGCUCUGUGGGAUGGGAGUCAGGGUAGCGCCCUGGUGGGGAUGGGGUUUGUCUGGAGGUCCUGCUUGGCGCUGCCCAUCUCCCUGCCCUGCUUGUGGCCUGGGGUAGCCAUGUGGCAGGGUGCGUUUGUGGUACAGCACAAGAGACUUUGGCCCCCAGGGCCUGGCUAAAUACCCCCAGGGAGCAGGCCCCGCUGGCUCAUUCCUGGCAUGGCUCUGUGCUUGCUGGGCUCAUAGGAGGGGGAGGGUGUUGGCUGAUUCCUAUUGCUAGACCCCCUAAUCCUGUCCUGGGGGCCCCGAUUCCUCCCAGUCUGGGCCGGUAUCCCAAGCCUAGGGACCAGGGGAAUGUAACGGAGCUGUAGGGUGUGGUGUGGUGCGGUGCGGUGCUCUCUGCUGUGGAAUGUGCCCUGACCGGUCCGGGCAGGCUGGGCUCUGGCUUGUGCUGGCGCCUGCUGCCCUAGGCAUGUCCCCCUUGCUGACUGCCUGCCCCCCUCCGCCCCCUGGGCUGGGAGCUGGACUUGAUGCCUCCUGGUCUUGGGGAGGGAGGGAAGAUCCUGACCAUGACGGAUGGGCUCAUGAGCAAAGCUGCCACGAUGGAGAUCCCCAUCAACGGAACGGGGGAGACGAGCAGCCUGCCGGAGGACGAUGGCCUGGAGCAGGCUGGCCGGGGGCAGCAGGGCCAGGCUGCCCUUGGGGGCUGACUCCCCAUUCCAGGGGCCAGUCUGAGCCCAGAGCUGCCCCCAGCUCCCCUGGACUCUGCUCUUGUCCGUUUCAGGACCUGCAGCAGGUGAUGGUUUCGGGGCCCAACCUAAACGAGACCAGCAUUGUGUCGGGGGGCUACGGGGGCACCGCUGAGGGGAUCAUCCCCACCAGCACUGUCAAAGGCCCUGCAGUGCGGUAUAACGCCUCCUUCCCGGGACUGCGGCUCCUCCAUGCACAAGGCUCCUUUGUCACAUCUCAUUCCUCCCGAGGAGCAUCCAUCUCACCCAGUGAAUCUGCUGCCAGCCGGAUCGCCAGCCAGGCAGAUGCAUCAGCAGGGUCUGGGCUGCACCUGCCUCACCCUAGCCCCGUGGCAGCGGGCGACGAGGCCGCCCGGGGCAUCGCUGUGGAGAAGUUUGAUAUUGUCAAGAAAUGGGGCAUCAACACAUACAAGUGCACCAAGCAGCUGAUCUCGGAGCGCUUCGGCCGGGGCUCACGUACAGUGGACCUGGAGCUGGAGACACAGAUCGAGCUGCUGCGUGACACGAAGCGCAAAUACGAGUGUGUGCUGCAACUGGCGCGGGCGCUGACCCACCACUUCUACAGCCUGGUACAGACCCAGCACGCCCUGGGCGACGCCUUCUCCGACCUGAGCCAGAAAUCCCCCGAGCUGCAGGAGGAGUUUGGCUGUAACGCAGAGACGCAGAAGCUGCUGUGUAAGAACGGAGAAACCCUCCUGGGGGCUGUCAACUUCUUCGUUUCCAGCAUCAACACCCUGGUGAACAAGACUAUGGAGGACACGCUCAUGACUGUUAAGCAGUAUGAGACGGCCAGGCUGGAGUACGACGCCUACCGCACAGAUCUGGAGGAGCUGAGCAUGGGCCCGCGGGACGCCAGCACCCUGUGCCGCCUCGACGCCGCCCAGAGCCACUUCCAGAGCCACAAGGGGAAGUACGAGAAGCUGCGGGCAGACGUGGCCAUCAAGCUCAAGUUCCUGGAGGAGAACAAGAUCAAAGUGAUGCACAAGCAGCUGCUGCUCUUUCACAACGCUGUCUCCGCCUACUUCGCCGGCAACCAGCAGCAGCUGGCCCAGACCCUGCGGCAAUUCAACAUCAAGCUGAAGACGCCGGGUGCCGAGAAGCCCUCGUGGCUGGAGGAGCAGUGAGCGGCCUGAACUCUGAGCUGUGGCCGGGGCCAGGCGCAUGUGGGCGAGGGGGACCCCUGCACAAGCCCCGCAGCCUGGACCCCGGCUGGGUACAUGGGGUCCCUUUGCCUCGGGUGGCCCUGGGCUCUGUGCCCAGGUGGGGGCUGGAGACGGGUCCUGAGCUGCGGCAGGGCUCCCCCGUCUGCCACUCUACCCUGGGAGUUCGGUGCCCCCAGCCUGGGCUGCUCCUAGGGGUGGAGCGCUUCAGUGACCCCCACCCCGUGCAGCUGCAGGGCAACGGGGGUCACUCCUGGGAGGCUCAGUGUGUCCUGUCCCCCCCAACAGGCCUCGGGGGGGGGGGGCAGCAUGUCUCACCCCCCAGCAGGCCUCACUCCUGAGGGGGCGGCGUGUCCCA